This is a messenger RNA of Glycine soja, 2270 nucleotides long. Its product is annotated as protein phosphatase 2C 56-like. The transcript is spliced from 6 exons. Gene Ontology annotation, molecular function: cation binding; protein serine/threonine phosphatase activity. The record is from RefSeq and is a predicted model, not a curated record. Bases 400 to 2016 code for a protein of 538 amino acids. Gene Ontology annotation, biological process: protein dephosphorylation. Lineage: Eukaryota; Viridiplantae; Streptophyta; Magnoliopsida; Fabales; Fabaceae.
UUAGAGAAGGAAUCUAGGCAUAGUUUUCAGCAUAGAUGGUGAAGGCACGGAGUGGGUAUGAGUUGACAUGACCAAAAUUAUUUGCCUUUGGUUUGCUAUGAUGAUGAUUAUUCAUUUUGAGGGGUGGGUGGUGAAGGCUUCUUGUAGUUGACACAUGAAAGGAAACACAAACCAGGGAAAGGAAAUUUCAGUGGCCGGGAUCGAUCAUAAGGAGGAAGAAAUACAAGGUUUUGGGACCUCUUCUCUUGGCUUAUAAAAAGUCCAAAACAGGAGCCUUCUUGGUGUUUUAGAAAGGAGGAGGCUUGGGGGAAAAGGGUGGAGAAAAAAGUGGUUAAAGGGACAGCAACUUAUUGGAUACUGGAGGAUAAGAAGACUAUUGCUACAAGGCAAAGUAAACCAAUGGAGGAAAUAUCUUCUAGUGUUGCAGUACCUUUUACACUUGGUGUUGGAAAUUUGAUUCAAAAGGAGUCCGCGGUGACGACUCACAUGGAGAUAACUGGGCUGAAGCUCAUGGCAAAUACAGCAGCGGCUGCUUUAAUGUUAAAUCCUGCAGUGGAGUGUUUAAAGGAGAAUCAAGUUGGAGCUGCUGCUCUUGUCUCAGAAAUGGUUAUUGAAUGUGAGAGUAAUUGGGUCUUGAAUGAAAGCCAUAACCAGGCAAUAAAGGAAGAUGAAUUGAUGUUAGCAGUGGAUUUUCAGUCUCUGCAUAGUUCAAGCUCUCAAUCUGUGGCUAAUGGCAAAAGUGAUCCUUGUAGGGAGGAAGCUGCAGCAUUGAAGAGUAGUUUUUCUGAAAUAGAUUCACCAAUCAUGAUCAAGGUUGAUGAUGAUGUUGAUGGUAAGUCCGGAAUAAGCGAGCUGUGUCCAUCAAUGAAGCCGCCAGUGGAGGAAACAGUUUCUGUUGCUAUGGAUAUUACUAGUGAGGAUCAAAGUGGAUCAGAUGAGUCUGAUCCUAAACCAUCUGCUGUGCUUCUUGAUCAGUUGCCAGGGGAGAGUAAAACAUGGAGAACAGGCAACCCAAAUGCUUUGGAAUUGAAUAGUGGACCUCUCUGGGGUUGUUCAUCAAUUUGUGGAAUGAGGCAGGAGAUGGAAGAUGCUAUUUCUGUUAAGCCUCGACUUUUUCAAGUUUCUUCACAGAUGCUAGUGAAUGACCAUGUGAAUGAGAACGAAAAACAGUCACUAGCCCACUUUUUUGCUGUCUAUGAUGGACAUGGGGGCCUUCAGGUUGCCAAUUACUGCCAGGAACGUCUUCAUUCAAAAUUGAUUGAGGAGAUAGAGACUGCACAAUCAACUUCGGCUGAAACAAAUGGGAGAGGUGAUUGGCAGGACCAAUGGAAGAAAGCAUUUAUCAAUUGUUUUCAGAAAAUGGAUGAUGAUGUGGGAGGAAUUGGUGCAAGUAACAGGGGAAACAACAGUGGUGGGUCUGAGUCUAAUAUUAAAACUGUUGCUCCUGAGACUGCUGGCUCCACUGCAGUGGUUGCCAUUUUAAGCCAAACCCACAUCAUAGUCGCAAACUGUGGAGAUUCAAGAACUGUCUUAUACCGUGGAAAAGAAGCCAUGCCAUUGUCUUCUGACCACAAACCAAAUAGAGAGGACGAGUGGGCUAGGAUAGAAGCUGCGGGAGGAAGAGUCAUACAUUGGAAAGGAUAUCGAGUUCUUGGUGUCUUGGCAAUGUCAAGGUCCAUAGGUGAUAGAUACCUGAAACCAUGGGUAAUUCCAGAACCCGAAGUCAAUAUUGUGCGUCGAGAGAAAAACGAUGAGUGUCUCAUUCUAGCAAGUGAUGGUUUAUGGGAUGUAAUGACAAAUGAAGAAGCAUGUGAGGUUGCAAAUAAGCGAAUCCUUCUUUGGCACAAGAAGUUUGGUGACAAUGGCCCAACAGGACGCAGUGAAGGAGCUGAUCCUGCAGCUCAGUCCGCCGCAGAGUAUCUAACUAAGCUUGCCAUCCACAGGGGAAGCCAAGAUAACAUCUCUGUAAUUGUGAUAGACUUAAAGGCUCAAAGAAAAAUUAAGAGAAAGCCAUAAAGUGAAGUGAUUUACAUCUGCCAUAUUUUCAUUUUAAGCUAUUGAUUUUAUUGUAUUUUAGAGUCAUUGGUACUUUUUAGCCCGUCAGUUUUUCACCAGGGCUAAGCUAUAAGUUAUAUAUGCUAAUAUGCUAAUAUUCGUACUGUACAAGGAUACCUUCAGCUUGGAUGUGUUAUCACUCUGUCUCUGAGAGCUUUCCAAGCAUAACAAACUUUUUUUUUUUUAAUUAAGAGCCAAUAUUUUGUGUUAGCUAA